Molecule: messenger RNA, 3045 nt
Organism: Podarcis muralis (Common wall lizard)
Lineage: Eukaryota; Metazoa; Chordata; Lepidosauria; Squamata; Lacertidae
Source: RefSeq, a predicted model, not a curated record
CAGAUCAGGCCCACAAUGAGCAUGCCACACCUGUUGCUGCUACCAUGGCACUGGCAUUGGAAGAUGCAAUCCUUGGAGGCUGGCUCUGCUAUUCUGUGGAACCUGCCGCCCGAGACAGUCACCUCUCCUUGCCUCAUGGGUGGGCCGGCCCUGGAUGGGACCCACCGGCACUUAAUGCCUUCCAAAGAACUGGGUUGGUUAGAAUUUUUCCAAUCCCAUAGACAGUAUCUAAGCAAAUGGGUUGGGAGGGACUUUGAAUCUGAUUCUUACCAUGUGUUUUUCUCACUUUACACGCCAGGACCCCCCUCUGCUCCCCGGAGUGCCAUCUCAAAUGUUAACGAGACUAGUGUCUUUCUGGAAUGGAUUCCUCCUGCUGAUACUGGUGGAAGGAAAGAUGUGUCUUAUUAUAUUGCAUGCAAGAAGUGCAACUGGCACUCGGGUCUCUGUGAGGAGUGUGGUGGUCAUGUCAGGUACCUCCCACAACAAAGCGGCCUGAGAAACACCUCUGUGAUGAUGGUGGACCUGCUUGCCCACACAAACUAUACCUUUGAAAUUGAGGCACUGAAUGGUGUGUCCGACCAGAGUCCGGCUGCGAGGCAAUUUGUGUCAGUCAAUGUAACCACAAACCAGGCAGCACCAUCUCCAAUCACAAAUGUGAAAAAAGGGAAAGUCGGCAAAAAUAGCAUCUCACUCUCUUGGCAGGAGCCAGAUCGACCCAAUGGCAUCAUCCUGGAGUAUGAAAUCAAAUAUUUUGAAAAGGAUCAAGAGACCAGCUACACUAUCAUCAAAUCCAAGGAAACGAAAAUUGCCGCAGAUGGACUGAAACCUGCUUCAGCAUAUGUCUUCCAGAUCCGAGCACGGACCGCAGCAGGGUACGGCAGCUUCAGCCGAAGAUUUGAGUUUGAAACCAGCCCAGUGUCAGUAGCCGCAUCCAGCGAUCAGAGCCAGAUCCCUAUAAUUGCUGUGUCUGUUACAGUGGGAGUGAUCCUCUUGGCUGUUGUUAUUGGUUUCCUUCUCAGCGGAAGGAGGUGUGGCUACAGCAAAGCAAAACAGGACCCCGAAGAGGAAAAGAUGCAUUUUCAUAAUGGUCACAUUAAAUUACCAGGAGUGCGGACUUAUAUCGACCCACACACCUACGAAGACCCAAAUCAAGCUGUCCAUGAGUUUGCCAAGGAAAUAGAAGCCUCGUGUAUAUCAAUUGAAAGAGUUAUUGGAGCUGGUGAAUUUGGCGAAGUAUGUAGCGGGCGAUUGAAACCACCCGGAAAGCGUGAGCUACCAGUAGCCAUUAAAACCUUGAAAGUGGGCUACACGGAGAAGCAGAGGCGAGAUUUCCUGGGAGAAGCCAGCAUCAUGGGGCAAUUUGACCAUCCCAAUAUAAUUCACCUAGAAGGUGUCGUCACAAAGAGUAAGCCAGUCAUGAUUGUAACCGAAUACAUGGAAAAUGGAUCUUUGGAUACAUUUUUAAAGAAGAAUGACGGGCAGUUCACUGUAAUUCAGCUAGUUGGUAUGCUGAGAGGGAUCGCAUCUGGAAUGAAAUACUUGUCUGACAUGGGCUAUGUACACAGAGACUUGGCAGCCAGGAAUAUCCUCAUCAACAGUAACUUAGUGUGCAAAGUAUCUGACUUUGGACUUUCCAGAAUUCUUGAAGAUGACCCAGAAGCUGCCUACACAACAAGGGGAGGGAAAAUCCCAAUCCGAUGGACAGCUCCAGAAGCCAUCGCCUUCCGCAAAUUCACUUCUGCCAGCGAUGUCUGGAGCUACGGGAUUGUGAUGUGGGAAGUGGUGUCUUAUGGGGAGAGACCUUACUGGGAGAUGACCAACCAAGACGUGAUUAAAGCUGUCGAAGAAGGGUAUCGCCUGCCAAGUCCCAUGGACUGCCCAGCUGCUCUUUAUCAACUUAUGCUGGAUUGCUGGCAGAAGGAAAGGAACAGUAGGCCCAAGUUUGAUGAAAUUGUAUGCAUGUUGGACAAGCUCAUCCGCAACCCUAGCAGCUUGAAAACAUUGGUGAAUGCAUCAAGCAGAGUUUCAAAUUUAUUAGGUGAACACAGCCCGCUGGGAAAUGGUGUCUACAGAUCUGUAGGGGAAUGGCUGGAAGCCAUCAAAAUGGGACGGUAUACAGAGAUUUUCAUGGAAAAUGGAUACAGUUCAAUGGACGCUGUGGCUCAGGUGACCUUGGACUCUAGGAAAAAGGCCACACAGUUAAGAACACUGGGCCAGAAACUCCACUGGUAUAAAUCACCUUCAUCCCUUUGAAGCCCUCACAAUUCAUAUCACUUGGCCUGAGAACACAGUUGUUGGGAAAAGGAGAGCCCCUUCAUCUGUUCAUAUGCCUCUAAAACCAGGAAGGACCUUCAGAAUUUUCCGGAAAACCACAGACUAUGGUUAACAGCUUGUUUGGAAGAGGAAAAAACAAAAACUAUGGAAAACAUGUUGAGUUUGAAUGUGUUGCUCGGUGGGGACAACUGUUUGUUCUGUUCCAGAGCUGGGACUUGGGGGGAUCAAGAUGAGAACCAGAAUUGAACUGAAUUUUCAAACUCCCCGUUAAACCCUUGUUUAAAAUUAAUGUGCCAGUACUCCUGAUUCCCUAAUCUCAUAUCAUGACAUAUCAGCCUGCUUAAGAAACAGGUUGGAACAUAACCUAGAAGAGGAGACUGGUCCUACAAAUAACGAAAUCAGUCUCUGCGAAAGGCAAAUCUAUGUGUCUUUCAUGCGCUAGAAAAGUGAGUGAGCCAGUAUAAUAUUAUGUCAUCCACACCAAGAUUUUGAAGUGUCUGGUGGUUUGGGGUGCCUCUCAGGGUGAGUGUCCAACUUAAGACGCCUUCAGGGGGCCUUGGUUUGUGCCAUUAAGGAAACUGAGCCUUUUGGAGAUGUCUUAGCUGUCAGCUCAAAACCUGAGUCACCUGAAACAAUUUGAAAAUCUUGGUAGCUUCCUUUCAGUAGUCCAGUCAGAAUCCCACCUGCCAGCAAGGCCCUGUCAAAUGCAUGCUCUCAACAAAUGCUGCCUUUCAAACAGUAGCAAAUUGAAAUAAUCCCAAUGGGCAAAUU